CUCAAGUCUCAGUACACGGUGUCCGCUUACUUGAUGACACGCAGGACGUCCAUACGCGGUUAAGCGUUACCCGCUAAUUUUAAAGAGGGAAAGAAGAAGCGGCUAUGCUUAGCUGAAGCAACUCAUGCGGUGGCAAGACUGUGAAACACAUCGGGCUGUUUCAUUUAUUCCAACGGUCACAAAAAAGGUUUCCCAAAUGGAUGAGGUGGAAUGCCUGGCGCUGAAAGACCUCACCAGUCUGGGGAAAAGUAUCUCAGCAGAGCCUAAAGGAGACGGGAGCCGAGGUGAACAAAAGGAAAAUGUGUGGCUAGAGAGGAGAAGGUCCACCCCGCUGAAGCCGACGGAGUCCGGCAUGCCUGUUUUCCUCGUGAACAGGAAGAGCCCGACCUCCGACCUGGCCCACAUCACUCCCAUCAAGCGUGCGGUCCUGGCGGAGCCGUGGUCGCCCACAGCCAACCUGAAGGUGCUCAUCAGCGCGGCCAGCCCGGACAUCAGAGACAGGGAGAUGAAGAAGGUGCUGUUCAGACCGAUAGAGAACGACAAAGACAAGGCGGCAGGCUCAGGCCCUCUGGUGGAGGAGGCAGAGGUGGAAGACUCUGCUCAGUUUGAAGGGGCUUUUGAUGAGGAAGAUGUGGAGAAGAAGCCGAGCAGGAAGGAGAAGAGCCUGGGUCUGCUUUGCCAGAAGUUCCUGGCCCUCUACCCUGAUUACCCACCAGCCCACAGCCCCAUAUGGAUCUCUCUGGAUGAGGUCGCAACCAAUCUGGGAGUGGAGCGCCGGCGGAUCUACGACAUCGUCAACGUGCUGGAGUCUCUGACGAUCGUGGGCCGGAUGGCCAAGAACAGCUACACCUGGUACGGCCGACAGCGGCUGUGGUCCACGCUGGAGGAGCUGCAGCGGAGGGGCCGGGAGCAGGGUUACCACCUCCAGAUGGAUCUGCCCGCCGAGGCUAGGCGGUCCGGACAGGGUCGGGAGGAAGACGGAGGGGAGGGAGACUCAGGCAAUGCUGGGAGCAACAGAAAGGACAAAUCUCUGCGCAUCAUGAGCCAGAAGUUCGUCAUGCUUUUCCUGGUGUCCAAAACCCAAACCGUUACUCUGGAUGCAGCAGCCAAGGUCCUCAUCGAGGAGAGCCAGGACUCCUCGAGCCACAGCAAGUACAAAACUAAGGUACGGCGUCUGUAUGACAUUGCCAAUGUGCUGACCAGCCUGGAACUCAUCAGGAAGGUUCACGUGAGAGAGGAAAGAGCCAGAAAGCCGGCCUUCAAGUGGCUGGGCCCAGUGAAAUUCACCGGCUCUGGAAACAUGGGGAACCCCUUGGACGCAGUUCAGAGUGAAGCAGCAGGGAGCGAGGACUUCAGGAAAGCAAAGCUGGCCCGUCAUUCCUCCUUCAGCAUCGCGCCUGCUACAGUCGGCGUGCAGCGGCAGGUCAGCUCUGCGCCCAGCAGCCCCCGCCGCCACCCAACAGGGUUCCAGAAUGAGUCUUUGGAUUACACCAGAAACAUGAUGAGCAACGGCCCGGUGUAUCAGCUGCAGUGUGGAGGCAGCACAGACAGUCGCCUCGGUGUGCCGCUGUACGCCCAGCUCGCACAGAGCAGCAGCUGCUCCCUGCCCCCGGCCUCCGCUCACCCCACUGUUCUGGCCGCGCAGCCCCACCCUGAGCACCUCCUCAUCCCUCACCCCCACUGCUUGGCCUACCUGCCCAGCCUCUCCCAGCCCUCUGUUGUCAUGCUGUACAAGGCGCCGGAGCGGCAGCCGCAGGCCCCUGAAGGCCAGAGGUCAGCCAAGACGGAGUCCGAGGAAGAGGGGAGACGGAGGAGGAAGGACAGUGGCCAGGAAGAGGGAGUGCUGAAAAAGAAAAGCAAGUCUGGUUUAGAGGAGGCUGAGAUGGUUGGAGCUCAGUUUCGGAGAGAAGCAGGGGUAGGUGCAGAGAUGGGCAACGCUGCUGCCGCACCAUGUCCCUCUGGCCAGCAGGGGGCUACAGAGAGCCACCCUGGCAACAGCAACGGGGAGCCGUCACACUACCUAUAUGUCCCCAACAGUGCAGGAUUAAACAACUUCAACUUCAUUAUCCCAGCUGGAAAUCCUCCAGCCAGCCUGUCGCUCCCUCCAAGCGGUGUGCCCGCCAUGACUCUACCAUACGUCCUGCUGCCGUCUGCCGCCCUCUCCCACUACCCGCUGGUGGCUGGCAGCGUGCCGCGCCAUCAAGGCCCUGACAAUCCCACCGCUUUGAGUUUCAGCCUGCCCGCCAUGAUGUCACCGGCCACCUUUAUGGUGGAGACGGCGCCUCGGAGCGCAACGGAGGCAUCAGAAAUUAGCGGGCGUCACCUUCCCUCACCGGUCACCCCCGAACAGGGCAGGCCCCGCUCUCCCUCAGGGCCCAGGCAGAACGUCAGCAUUAACACACCAGAACCUUCGACUCCACAUACUCCAAAGGAACCUGCAGCUUCCUCCUCUAAAGCCUUCUUCCGGACGCCGGGAUCUCUGGGAAGUGUAGUGAGCGCUGUGCCCGCCGCUCGAAAGAGAGGCUCGGCACAGAGGAGACUGGACAUCGGCCACCCUGCAGCUCCUUGAUCGGAUGCCAGUUUGCAUUUAACACGCCGUUUUAACUGUGGAAAUCAUUCAGCGAAAGCUUUUGGUGCUUGAAUCUCCUGGAAGGAAGGGAGAGCAAAUGUUUUAGCAAAAAGACUGAUGUUUUAAUCUUUUUGUUGCUGUGUAUCACUUUGAAGAUGUUGACAUCAGCAUAUCAAAUAGAUUCCAGGACAUUUCACAGAAAGUUAGUCACAGUAUUGCCAAUGUACCGGUGCCCUCUUGUGGUGGAGGUCAGUAACUGCUCUAUUUGUUUUCCAUUUUCAUUUCAGCCUUAAUUGUCCCUCCCAGAUCUGAUCAAGCUACCUAAUUCCUCUUAUUUUAAUUAUUAAAACCCAAUUACUAUUUAUACUUUAGCUAAUAUAUGUUGAUUACAAGAGCUGUAAUGCAACGUUUAGCUUUUUUGUAGCACUAAACACAAUAUGCAUCUAAUUUUGAGGAGAUCUUUAGCUGGCCCCAUCAUAUUUUGUUACAUGAUGAAGGUGUAAUAGGAAAUCUGCUCUCGGUUAGUGGUAGGAAAGUCCUUCUCAGGUUUGUGAGGAAGGUGGGGGAAAAAAAUCACUAAAGCCCUACAUGUUUACAGCCUUUCAAGUAUCUGAACUGUUUUAUUUCCCUCUUCAGGGGGAAAAUGUUACUUAGUUUAUUUCCAGUGUUUCAGGGUAAAACGCUAAAGCCCAGCACUGAUACUUUAGAGUAAAUGUGACAAUGCUCUCGGAUACUUGAAUACUAGUACAAAAUAGAAUCUAUUUAUAUCAGAGUACUGUAAAAUAUGUACAGGGAAAUGGAUCUUAUGUGCUUUUAUCUUUUUAGCAUGGGUAUUCAGCGACACAGGAGAUUCCUGCGUUGGAUGUGAGCCUUCAAGUGCAUGGCUGAGAUAAAAAUGUCAACUUUAAACACUUUGUUUAAGGUGGAUCUGGAGAGCAAUCCUGCUGCCAGACAAGCCUACAGAAAUCCUGGUGCUUCUUACCAGACUUAUUCAGGAGACGUUAACGAAGGCGGCCCUCUCCCAGUGGCCUUCCCUUUAUAGGUUCCUGUCCGUUAUUAUAAUUCCUAGAUUCCUACUUAGUGUUCAUGUGCAGAAUCUGGGUUUCUGUCUGGCUCUUCUUUCACUGUAGCUCUGCUCUGUCUAGUUCUGGGCCCGUACGGGUGUCCUUCAAUGGGUUUCACAAAUUUCUGUUUAAUAAAAUGCAUAAAGUUUCUUUUUUUUUU
Fundulus heteroclitus (mummichog) is the source of this 3793-nucleotide messenger RNA. RefSeq names its product E2F transcription factor 7 (gene e2f7). The record is from RefSeq and is a predicted model, not a curated record. Gene Ontology annotation, molecular function: DNA-binding transcription factor activity, RNA polymerase II-specific; RNA polymerase II cis-regulatory region sequence-specific DNA binding. The coding region runs from base 125 to 2569 and encodes 814 amino acids. Gene Ontology annotation, biological process: regulation of transcription by RNA polymerase II. Lineage: Eukaryota; Metazoa; Chordata; Actinopteri; Cyprinodontiformes; Fundulidae. The transcript has 13 exons. Gene Ontology annotation, cellular component: RNA polymerase II transcription regulator complex.